UACAAACACACAUACACAUUCAGCCAGGCAUACAAACACGGACCAACACAUCUGAGAGAAGAGACAAGAUUACAAACUAAGGAUUUUAUCAUCACUGCCUGUCAGAGGAGUCAUGACCAAGGAGAUUGAGGCUCUCAUGGUAAAACAGAAGGAGAGUUUUAACUACUUACGCUAUCCAGACAAUUACAUUAUGGACUCUUGGCCUUGCAUGGACAGCAGUGACAUCAGCAAGACUAAACCUAGACUGUCAUCAGAUGAAGAACUUGCAACUCUUAGUCUCCUCUAUGAGGUCUGCAAGACCCCAAAAGAGCAGAAGAUGACAACAUGUGCCCGUGAAAGCAGCAUGUACAUGGAGAGGACAACGAAUAGCUCUUCCCCUGAACUGGCCACGCUGGAGAACGCUCACAUCAUGAAGCUGCUUUCUGAAAGUUUUCCCCCCAGUCACUCAAAGCAAGCAUUACAGAGCACUGACAGCUACACCGGGGACAACUUGUACCCCCUCCUGCACCCAGCACAGAAAUCAUGGCCCUCUGACCAACCCUUUCUGGAGGUGACCCCAGAGCCUCUUGCCUACAGCACGUUUGUGGGACAGACAAGCCCUGUAUACUCCGAGUCCUACUCCAACUCGCCGCCAGACAGAUACAGAAAUGACUUCCAGUUUGUUCUUGGUGCCCCACAAACUUCCCAGCACAAGACAACAGAAAUACCCAUGGUGUACCUCAAUAAGGGACAGUUUUACCCCAUCACUCUGCAGGGAGUGGACAGCACUGCUGGGGUGUCAUCCAGCAAAGUGAAAACGGUGAUCAUGGCUGUGUUUGAGAAUGACAAGAGUCCUGAGAUGCAGCUGAAGUACUGGAACCACUGGCAUGCUCGACAGCCUACUGUUAAACAGAGAGUCAUUGAUAUUGCUGACUACAAGGAAGUUUUCAGUGGAGUGAGUAACGUAGAAGAGGUGGCUUUCAACGCACUGUCCUUUAUCUGGAACACCAGUGAAGAAGCAAAGGUGCACAUUGGCAUCAAUUCUCUGAGCACUGACUUCUCCUCGCAGAAGGGGGUCAAAGGUCUUCCUCUGAAUCUUCAGAUUGACACAUAUAAUUUCAGCUCAGGGAACAACCGCCUCAUUCACAGAGCUGUUUGUCAGGUCAAGAUCUUCUGUGAUAAGGGGGCAGAAAGGAAGAUGAGAGACGAGGAGAGGAAGAGAAGCAAGAGGAGGACCAAGAAUGUUGCAGACUCCAGCAAUAAUAGUUGUAAACAGGCCCUAGUUUCCAGCUCUGUUGGAAAGGACUCUACCUACUUUAAAACUCAAGACGAUCACGCCACACAACCUGUUUUAUUCAUCCCAGAGAUGCACUUCAGCACGAUGCAGCGCUGUGGCCUGGUGCCCCCUGUUAGCCUGGAGGAAAGCGACAGAACAUCACUGAAACGUACCAACUGCUACGCAGACGGCGGUGACCAGGUCAGCUCCCCACCGAGCAAACAAGCCCGCCGAGAUGAGCAACAGAGAGUUCUUCUGUACGUCAGGCGAGAGACUGAGGAAGUAUUCGAUGCCCUUAUGUUGAACACGCCAACCCUCAAGGGCCUGAGAGAGGCGAUUUCAGAAAAGUACGGUAUGCAAGAAGACACCAUUGGGAAAAUCUUCAAGAAGUGCAAAAGAGGGAUCUUUGUGAACAUGGAUGAUAACAUCAUCGAGCAUUACAGCAACCACUCUGCCUUCCUCAUCGAGAUCACUGAAGUCAUGAUCAACCACUUCCAGAUCACACUUAUGGAGCUAUAAAUGACAUGAUCAACUAGUGACACUACACCUGGUGCUGCUGGCAGCUUCUUUCUGCUCUUUUGAUCCAAAAGCAUGACUAUGAACCAGAUUCUGCAGUGCCAGAACCGUCGCUAUAUAAACCGCUCACCUGCCAGCUCACAUUUUCAGUUUUAGCAAGACAUAUCAAUAAUGAACCGUGUAAAUACAAUUUUCCACUUUUGUACCUU
Sinocyclocheilus grahami is the source of this 1980-nucleotide messenger RNA. RefSeq names its product grainyhead-like protein 3 homolog. The coding region runs from base 113 to 1774 and encodes 553 amino acids. The transcript has 15 exons. The record is from RefSeq and is a predicted model, not a curated record. NCBI's taxonomy places the organism in Eukaryota, Metazoa, Chordata, Actinopteri, Cypriniformes, Cyprinidae. Gene Ontology annotation, molecular function: RNA polymerase II cis-regulatory region sequence-specific DNA binding; DNA-binding transcription activator activity, RNA polymerase II-specific. Gene Ontology annotation, cellular component: nucleus. Gene Ontology annotation, biological process: regulation of transcription by RNA polymerase II.